AUGUAGCGGAUCAGCUGACCUGUAAGGUCUGUUUGUCGGUAGGACCAGCUAGCAGAAGCGGCGCAGAAUAACGGCGUCUUUUUUUGUCUGAACUGGCAGCAGGAGGAACCGUAUUCGUGAAAGCCGUCGGUCUGUCGGACAUGUCCCAGUAGGACGUCAGCGUCUGCAUCAUGUCGGGGAACAACCUGGUCCUGCCCAUCGUGCUGUGGGGCCGCACGGCGCCCACCCACUGCAUCAGCAGCUUACUGGUGAUGGACGACUUCAGCACCAUCAUCACCGGCUGCCAUGACGGUCAGAUCUGCCUGUGGGACAUGACACCUGAGCUGCAGAUCUGUCCCAGAGCGAUGCUGUUCGGCCACACGGCCUCCAUCACCUGCCUGUCUAAAGCCAGCGCCAGCAGCGACAAGCAGUACAUCGUCAGCGCCUCAGAGAGCGGGGAGAUGUGUCUGUGGGACGUAAACGACGGGCGCUGUAUCGAGUUCACCAAGCUGGCCUGCGCUCACACCGGGAUUCAGUUCUACCAGUUCACCAUCGGUACGCAGAAGGAGGGCCGCCUGCUGUGUAACGGACAUUACCCAGAGAUCCUUGUGGUUGACGCCACCAGCCUGGAGGUUCUCUACUCUCUGGUCUCUAAGAUCUCUCCUGAUUGGAUCAGCUCCAUGAGCAUCAUCCGCUCCCAUCGGACCCAAGAGGACACGGUGGUGGCAGUAUCAGUGACGGGGAUUUUGAAGGUGUGGAUGAUAACAGCUGAGGUCAGCAAGAUGCAGGAUCUGGACCCGGUCUUUGAGGAAGAGUCCAAGCCCAUCUACUGCCAGGGCUGCCAGAGCAUCUCCUUCUGCAGCUUCACCCAGAGCAGCUUGCUGGUGGUCUGCUCCAAGUACUGGAGGGUGUUCGAUGCAGGAGAUUACUCUCUGCUCUGCUCCGUGCCCAGCGACAGCGACCAGUCCUGGACCGGCGGUGAGUUCAUCUCAGCGGAUAAAGUCAUCAUCUGGACCGAAGACGGCUGCAGCUACAUCUACAAGCUGCCGGCCAGCUGCCAGUCCGCCAGCGAACAUUUCCGCACCGACGUUGGGCGAACCAAAGAAGGAUCGAUCCCCCCGCUGAUCUACAGCAUCGCUGAGCGCUCAGACAAACAGAAGGACGGAGGUGAGCAGGAGGAGCAGGAGGAGCAGGAGGUGGAGGUCAUAUGCCUCCGUCCCAGUGGCUUCGCCCCAGAGCUCUACACCCCACUGCAGCUUUACCAACACCGGCCUCUAGAGGCGCCUCUCCUCAUCUGUCCCCCGGUGACCCGGUUCUUCUUCGGCCGCCGGGAGCCGUUCCACAAGCUGCUGAUCCAGGGAGACUCGGCCGGCCGGCUGUCGCUGUGGAGCGUCCCGGACGCCACGCCGCCGCGGCCCACCGCCACGCCAGCAGAGCUGCAGAUGUCGUCCACCAUCAGCCUGCAGGAGGCGUUCGAUAAGCUGACGCCCGUCUCCUCUGGGAUCAUCGACCAGCUGAGCGUCCUGCCCAGCAAGCAGCAGCCCAUCAAGGUUACGGCCAGCGUCUACAUCCCGUCUCAGGGCCGGCUGGUGUGCGGCCGGGAGGACGGCAGCAUCGUCCUGGUCCCCGCCACGCAGACGGCCAUCGUGCAGCUGCUGCAGGGGGAGCACAUGCUGCGGCGGGGCUGGCCGCCCCACCGGACGCUGCGGGGUCACCGGAACAAGGUGACCUGCGUCCUCUACCCGUACCAGGUGUCGCCCCGCUACGACCAGCGCUCCCUGGUGUCCGGAGGAGUGGACUUCUCCGUCAUCGUCUGGGACAUUUUCACCGGAGAGAUGAAGCACAUCUUCUGCGUUCAUGGAGGGGAAAUCAGCCAGCUGAUCGUCCCGCCGGAAAACUGCAGCACCCGCGUGCAGCACUGCGUUUGCUCCGUGGCCAGCGACCACUCCGUCGGCCUGCUCAGCCUGCGGGAGAGGAAGUGCAUCAUGCUGGCGUCCCGACACCUCUUCCCCAUCCAGGUCAUCAAGUGGCGGCCGGCCGACGACUACCUGGUGGUGGGAUGCUCCGACGGCUCCGUCUACGUCUGGCAGAUGGAUACAGGAGCUCUGGAUCGCUGCGUGAUGGGAAUCACGGCGGUGGAGAUCCUGAACGCCUGCGACGAGCUCGCCCCCGCCACCGUUGACGCCCUGAGCCACUCGGCGGUCAACCUGAAGCAGGCCAUGACGCGCCGCAGCCUGGCGGCGCUCAAGAACAUGGCGCAGCACAAACUGCAGACGCUGGCAACCAACCUGCUGGCUGCUGACAACGCAGACAAGGGUAAUUUGCCCAAAUACUCCCACAAUGCCCUGGUGGUCCAGGCGAUGAAGACCAACCUGACGGACCCCGACAUGCACGUUCUGUUCUUCGAUGUGGAGGCGCUGAUCAUCCAGCUUCUGACGGAGGAGGCUCAGCGGCCGAACCCGACGCUGGUUUCCCCCGAGACGCUGCAGAAGAGCCAGGCGGGCGCCGACAAGGGCGGCUCCUUCCUGGCCAACAAAAUCUUCAAACAGGUGAAAGAGACGAUGAAGGAGACGAUCAAGGAGCACCUGCUGGACGAAGACGAGGAGGAGGAAGAGGAGAUGAGGAGGCGCGAGGAGAAGUCCAAGUCUCUGAGUCUGCUGGAGUAUAACCUGACCAUGGACACGGCCAAGCUGUUCAUGUCCUGCCUGCACGCCUGGGGCCUCAACGAGCAGCUGGACGGCAUCUGCCUGGAGCGACUGGGCAUGCUCAGACCGCACUGCCCCAUCUCCUUCGGCCUGAUCUCCAGGGGCGGACACAUGUCCCUCAUGCUGCCCACCUUCAAGGAGUCUUUGCUGCGCCAGCUGUCCCUGGCUGCCGGCCUGAAGCUGACUCUGUCCGACAUCGUGGGGAAAGGGACGUACGGCGUGUCCAGGGCCGUCACCACGCAGCACCUGCUGUCGGCCAUUUCUCUGUCCAACACGCUGAUGGGCAUGACCAACGCCACCUUCGUAGGCGAGCACAUGAAGAAAGCCCCGGCCAGGCCCCCCAGACCAGGAGGAACCCCGGAGUCUCCUCGGAGGACGCCCGCCGCCCCCCCCCAGCCCUCCAACCCGGCGCUACAGGCCCAGAUCAAACAAGCUGCCAGCACUGCUGCUGCCGCUGCUGGGGCUCCAGGGGCCCCUGGGGUCCACCCUCAGGGGGCCCUUGGCUCUCAUAACAUCCCCUCAGUCAACGAAGGGUGGAGCCAGCUGGCCGCCAUGCACUGCGUGAUGCUGCCGGACCUCCUCGGCCUGGACAAGUACAGACCACCUCUGCUGGAGAUGCUGGCCAGAAGAUGGCAGGACCGAUGUCUGGAGGUCCGGGAAGCGGCGCAGGCUCUCCUCCUGGCCGAGCUGAGGCGGAUCGGACAGUCCGGUCGGAAGGACACCAUCGAUGCCUGGGCUCUGUACCUGCCCCAGUAUGUGGACACGGUCAGCUCCCCUGGAACAGCAACAGAGACCGCGCCUCAAGCCCCGCCCCCUCCGGAGGCUCAACCAGUGGAAACCAAGGCUCCAGAGGAGGAGAUGGACGUGACCGACGAUGACAUCACAGCAGGCUGCCUGUCCAACCUCCCGCCAAACGCCAAGAAGAUCUCCAACUCGUACGAGGAGCGGCGGAAGCAGGCCACCGCCAUCGUCCUGCUGGGCGUCAUCGGAGCCGAGUUCGGCGCCGAGAUCGAACCGCCGAAAGGUUCGGUGCGCGCUCGAGCCGGAGGAGCGGUGCCGGAAGGCUUCGGACCGACGAGCGGCGGCUCGUCCAACUACUCGCUGGCCAGACACACCUGUAAGGCGCUGACCUUCCUGCUGCUGCAGCCCCCCAGCCCCAAACUCCCCGCCCACAGCACCAUCCGCCGCACCGCCAUCGAUCUGAUCGGCCGUGGCUUCACCGUCUGGGAGCCGUACAUGGACGUGUCGGCGGUGCUCAUGGGGCUGCUGGAGCUGUGUGCCGACGCAGAGAAGCAGCUGGCUAACGUCAGCAUGGGUCUGCCCCUCAACCCUCCCGCUGACUCGGCACGCUCCGCCCGCCACGCCCUGUCCCUCAUCGCCACCGCCCGCCCGCCGGCAUUCAUCACCACCAUCGCCCGCGAGGUUCACCGGCACAACGCGGCCCAGGCCAACUCCCAGUCCCAGCAGAACGUCCACACCACCACGCUGGCCCGGGCCAAGGCCGAGAUCCUCCGGGUCAUCGACAUCCUGAUCGAGAAGAUGCCCGGAGACGUGGUGGACCUGCUGGUCGAGGUGAUGGACAUCAUCAUGUACUGCAUCGAAGGCUCUCUGGUGAAGAAGAAAGGACUGCAGGAGUGUUUCCCCGCCAUCUGCAAGUUCUACAUGGUGGGUUACUGCGACCGCAGCCAUCGCAUCGCCAUCGGAGCGCGCCAAGGAUCCGUGGCGCUCUACGACGUUCGCACGGGAAAAUGUCAGAACAUCCACGGCCACAAAGGUCCGAUAACGGCCGUGUCGUUCGCGCCGGACGGCCGCUACCUGGCCACCUACUCCAACGCCGACAGCCACAUCUGCUUCUGGCAGAUGAACACCAGCCUGCUCGGCAGCAUCGGGAUGCUGAACUCAGCGCCUCAGCUUCGCUGCAUCAAGACCUACCAGGUUCCUCCGGUCCAGCCCGCCUCGCCCGGCUCCCAGAACCACCUGAAGCUGGCCCGCCUCAUCUGGACCUCCAACCGCAACGUCAUCCUGAUGGCCCACGACGGCAAGGAGCAUCGCUUCAUGGUGUGAUCGGGCCGGGCCCACAAACCCGGAACCGAGCCACGGUUUGGGACCGGACACGGAUUCUGCUGAUGGUUCUGAUAAAAAAGAAACAAACACGUUUCUGAAUGUAGCUACGGAAGACAAUUAGUGCCAAAAAAGAAUUCAGACUUUUUUCUCAGAGUCAGGAUGUUCAGAUGGUUUCAGGAAGUUUGAGACUGAAGAUUCUGAGAAAACAACAAAAUUCUUUAAUUUUCUCAAAAUUCUGAUUUUUUUCCUCAAAUUCCUCUUUUUUUCCAAAUUUAUUCAAAGUUCUGAAUUUUUGUCCAAGAAUUUAUUCUGAUUCUGUCAAAACAUUUUCAUCUGCGAUAUCAAGAAACUUUACCAAACUUUACAUAUUACUGCUAAGUAAUAAUUAUCGUUAUUAGAAUCUGAGUUUUAAUUAUCGUUAUUACUGCUACAUAUUUUUUUCAGACGCUUGUUUUCAUUUUAGACUGGAGUUAAUUUUAUUAUUACCUCUAUUGAAAGUUUUGCACUUCUACCAAAAGUGAACAUUUCUUGAUAUUAUUGAAAAUUUAAUCUGAGAUUUAAACUCUUUCAAAUUUCAGCUAAUUUUUCUUUUUUAAUUUUCUAUUUAUGCUCAAUCAGGAAUUAUGAGAAAAGUCAGAUUUUUCUUUCCAUUGGCACUAAUCUUCUCCCGUAGGGGAGCAUCCGGAGGUCCAAACCCAAACUCAGGUCCAGGUUUGGUUCCUGUUUUAUCCGCUGCAGUUGAUCAUGUUGAAGGAAUUUCAGUUUCGUUUUUUUAAAUAAUUUCGUCUCAUUUAUUUCUGUUGGUUCGUAUUUAUUUGCUGCUGUUUAUUUAAAGUUUUUCUUUUAGUUUCUGUUCUAAAUCAAAGUUUCUCACCACAAAACCGCCGACAUUCUGGAUCCGUUUCUGUCUCCAUCAUCUUCAUGCUUCGUGUGUGUGUGUGUUUCAGCGUUAAACACACAUUCUCACCUCAGACUGUUCUUCCUAAAGUCACGGUUCCAGUUGAGCCAGAAAGUGAAACAUAAAAUGACUUUUACUCUAAUCUGAGUUGGGUUUAAGUUAAUCUCGUGUUCAUGUCAGAUUCGUAUUUUCCUGGUGAUUAUUGAACAUCUUCCUGCUGAAAUCACUCGGUGUGAGCAGAGCUGCCGUUUCCGUGGCUGCAGUGAACGUCUCGUCCCGUUUGUCGCGCUUCUCGCCGCUACAGUUAAAAAGUUUUUUAUUUAAAACAUAAACUGAGUGAAGGACAGAGAACCGAUGGAAAUCAAAAUGUUUUUUCUCUUUAUUUUAGGUUUUAUUUGUUAAAUUUAUUCAGAUUAAACUUUUUUUACUUUCUGAACCUUUUUUGUGUUUUUCCACGUUAAACUGUCCAGAAAAAACUUUUUCUUUAAAGAAACUUAUUUUCUUUCUCUACUUGAAACACUUUAAGGUCCUGGUUCUCAACCUGUGGUGCACGGCCCACCGGUGGUACGCCUGGUGGUAAAGAUUUGAACUUGAUGACAUAAAAUCCCAGAUCAUAAAUCUAUCUGUUAACAAGACUAGCAUGAAGCAGGUUGUGCAGCGAAAGAGUUGAGUUGAUAGAAUCGAUCUCUUGGCUUUGUGUGCAAGGCGGCCAUGUUGGAUUCUCCAAUUCUGAUUUUUAUAUUUGAAACAAGGAGCAAAUAUUGAUAAUGACACAUUAUUCUUCAAUUAUACAAUAACAAGAGAAAAUAUUUACUUCUGGUUUUUGUUCAGAAACGUUUCAGAACCGCUGCUCUAAUUGUUCACUAGAACUUUUGUUGGUACCAAAAUCUGAGUUCAGAAAAACCAGUAAAUAUUUCAAUCAAUUCAGAUUUUUAGUUUUUCCUUUUUCUUUUUUUUUCCUAGACUCAAGUUUUGAACUUUUAAAAACUGAACGUUUCCUGCUUUCAAAUUUCUCCAAAUUUUUCUUCUUUUUUUUCUCCUAUUAAAAAUCUGUUGAAUUUUUCUGUAAAAAGUGAAACUUUGACCCAAAAUGUUGUGAAAAGUCAAACUUUCCUCCACUGAUUCCAGUAAAUAACUCAAUUCUGUCGUCCAACGGAAAAUCUUUCCGAUUAUUUCAGGUAAAAAUUCACUACAGUUAAACUCGAUGUUUGUUUACAGGAGAAGUUUGAGACGUUUUGUAAAUCAGUUCUGUUACAUGAUUAUCUGGUAAAAACUUGUAUAUUUUGCACAAUUUAAAACAUUUUUUUCCUUCUUUGCUCGUUUUGUUGAUUCUUUGUGUUAAACUUUUUAUUGAAUGUUUUUAUUCGGCUUCCUGCUGUAAAAUGUCGUCCAGCUUUUAGCGCUCAGAGUUUUAUUCAGAGGAAACUAUCUACAUAUAGAUCUAUAUAGAGUUGUAUCUGGAAAGCCGUUUCAGGCGUCACACACCUGUAAGCCGGAGCGGGUCAAAGCUUUUCACAGGUUCUUCUUCUCCUUAAAGAGGAAAAAACGCUGCUUCUGAUCGGAGGGAUUUCUGAGGCGACCUGACAGCUCUGAGAUCUUAAUCUCUCCCUCUCUGCAGCACUCUCUUAGCAGUUCGAGGAAAUAUGUUUGCUGCGCCUCCCGGGGGGAAACGGGUGGGAAAAAUACGGGAGGCAGAGAGUAAGUAAGGAGCGCGGCGGAUCAGAGCAUCCGAGCGGAAAAACCCAGAAGAAAACUACAAACCGCCGAGCAAAACUUCUGCUUUCCUCAGAUCUUAUUUACAGAAAAUGAGCGAUUCUCCCAGCUGUUUACUGUUUACAGUCGGUGUUGGUGUCGUGUGAAGUGAUGCAUGUUUAUGAGCUUCGCUCCACAGCUGCUGAAAUCUGAUCAAUGUGUCGUAUUGAAACCCGACUUGAUGUUUAAUAAAGACGUAGAUGAAAACUACA
Messenger RNA from Xiphophorus couchianus (Monterrey platyfish), 7610 nucleotides. It is a transcript of the gene wdr7, whose product is annotated as WD repeat domain 7. NCBI's taxonomy places the organism in Eukaryota, Metazoa, Chordata, Actinopteri, Cyprinodontiformes, Poeciliidae. The coding region runs from base 171 to 4748 and encodes 1525 amino acids. Gene Ontology annotation, cellular component: cytoplasm. Gene Ontology annotation, molecular function: protein binding. The transcript is spliced from 32 exons. The record is from RefSeq and is a predicted model, not a curated record.